Molecule: messenger RNA, 1623 nt
Organism: Plasmodium gallinaceum
Lineage: Eukaryota; Apicomplexa; Aconoidasida; Haemosporida; Plasmodiidae
Product: RNA-binding protein, putative
Exons: 1
Coding region: 1-1623 (540 amino acids)
Cellular component (GO): cytosol
Molecular function (GO): mRNA binding
Source: RefSeq, a predicted model, not a curated record
AUGAAUAAUUCAAAUAAAAUAUCUUUAAUUGGUGAAAAGAAGGAUAUAAAUAAUUCAUAUAAUACGAAAACUUUAUGGGUUGGUGAUUUAGAUAAAAUAAAGGAUGAAAUAGUUGAUGAAAAUUAUAUAUUAUAUUGUAUGUUUUAUGAAUUUACAGAUGAUAUAAUAAAAAUAAAAUUAUGUAAGGAAAAAAAUUCUCAAAAAAAUUCAUAUGCUUUUAUUGAAUUUUCUAAUUUUGAAAUUGCAAGAUAUUGUUUUGACAAUUUAAAUGGAAAAUGGAUACCGGGAAAAAUUCACAAAUUUAAGUUAAAUUGGGCAAAAUAUAACAUGACUGAUAAUAUAAAUCAAAGUGAGAAAAACUUAGAUGUAGAAUUAGAUGAUAAAGGAACAUAUUCUAUUUAUGUUGGAAGUUUGCCUCCAUGUACAACAAAAGAAGAAAUUGAAAAUUUAUUUCGUAAUUUUUAUAACAGUAUUUGUUUUGUUAAAAUGAUAAAAAAUUGCAAUAAAAAUCAGAAUAAAAUUUAUUGCUUUGUUCACUUUUUUGAUUAUGAAGAAUGUAUUAGGGCUUUAACAGAAAUGGACGGAUAUAUUUUGAAAGGAUAUAAAAUUAAGGUAAGUAAAUCUAAUGGAAUAAAAAUAAAUAACUCAGAAAAUAAUAAUUACUGUGCUAAUCAAAAUUAUAAUUUAGAUAAUAAUAAUUUAAAUAAUGGCCAUAUAAGAGACUUCAAUGUACAUAAGAACAAGCUAAUGAAUAAUGUCACUGAUGAACAAAAAAAAAACAAAAAAAAUUAUUAUUUCUAUUACAAUAAUUCUAAUAAUGAAUUAAGUAAUGCAUAUAAAAUUAAUUACUAUGAUUAUGAUCAUCUUAAUUCAAGUAUUAACUCUUAUCAUGGAUACAAUAAUAGUAAUAUUUUAUAUGAUUCAAAUAAUUACAAUAAUCACAUAAAUCAAAUAAGUAACUACAACGUUAACAUGAACCAGAGUAAUAACUAUAUUUCUGAUACUAAUCAGCUAAAUAAUUAUAUUAUUAACUACUCUAAUAAAACAGACAAUCUCAUAAAUUACAACAUGAAUAAUUUAAAUCAUAUGAGUAAUUUUAAUUAUGCUUAUUCAGAGAAUAAUGGAAAAAUUAAUUUAUACGAAAAAAAAGAUAUAGAUAAAAUAAAUGAUAUUAGCAUAUUUUCUGAACAGAAAUUUAAUGACACAAAAGAAAAUGAAGGAAUACAAAAAGAAUCAAACUCUUUUUGUGAAAACUUGUAUGAGUUAAGUCUAUGUAAUAAUACAUUCUCAAAUGAGGAUUAUAAUAAUUUUAGAGCUUCAGCAAAUAAAAAUAAUAGAAAUAAUGAUAAUAAUAAUAUUAGUAAUUAUGAAAACAAUAUUAAUAAUAUAAAUAAACAUGACAUUGAUGAUAAUGAUAAUAGAAGCAUUAGUAUUAAUAAUAGACACACAACUAAUAAUGAUAGUAUUCAUAACAAUAAUAAUAAUACUUAUAGUAGUAUUGACAACAAUAAUAAUAAUACUAAUAAUGAUAAUAUUGAUAAUAAUAGUAAUAAUACUAAUAAUGAUAAUAUUAAUAAAAGUAAUAAUAAUAUUGAUAAUAUUAGUUUUAUUAACAAUGAAUGA